Messenger RNA from Striga asiatica, 723 nucleotides. The record is from the annotation of a GenBank genome assembly. NCBI's taxonomy places the organism in Eukaryota, Viridiplantae, Streptophyta, Magnoliopsida, Lamiales, Orobanchaceae.
AUGAAGAUGGUGACGGACCCGACUCUCGACGACGACAGGUGGGGAUUGUUUGUACCGUACAAGCGCAAGUUUUGGUUCGAAAAGAACGAUUAUGACGUCCCUGAAUCCUAUUUCUACCAGAACGGCGAGGAGAUUCAGCCCAAUACCAUCGAGCUGGUCAAGAGAUUCCUCAAACAAGUCCGCGAAUCCAGGGGUUAUGACGUGGAUUGCUACCCGCCUCCGAUGUUUAAAUCUCCAUUCUCACCACUUCCACUGGAAAGGAUGCGCCAGGGUACAAGCUAUAUUGAUACAUGCGGCUAUGCUAGAGUUGUCGGAGCAGCCGAGUUAGCAAUUCAGGAUAUCUGUGAAGAGACUGGUCACAGAUAUAAGCUUGUGAAAGUCGAGAGGGCUGUCAUGGUCCUGACCAGGCCCGGGGUGUACUUCUUGACUUUGACUGCCGAGGAAGAUGGUGUCCCUGUGCAAACUAUUCAAGCCCAGGUGGGAAAGCUGCUGCUCGAUGCAUUGAUAUACCCAGGCAUCAUGACAAUUGUGCUAAAGAACUCAGUUUUAACAACAUUUCAUACUUCGGAUGAUGGUGAUAGCAAUGAAAAAGUCGUUGCUCGGCCCUUUUUAAUGAGAACAAAGACUAAGGAGGACAGAGAAAAACUUGCUGCUGCCAUUCAGGAUUGCGCGCCUGCAAGCCGAGACUCGCAAAUCCGCCAAGAUCGAGAAGAAAAGCCAUGA